Molecule: messenger RNA, 1537 nt
Organism: Prosopis cineraria
Lineage: Eukaryota; Viridiplantae; Streptophyta; Magnoliopsida; Fabales; Fabaceae
Product: zinc finger CCCH domain-containing protein 67-like
Exons: 8
Coding region: 1-1362 (453 amino acids)
Molecular function (GO): metal ion binding; mRNA binding
Source: RefSeq, a predicted model, not a curated record
AUGUGGAGGGAGAAUGGAUCCUCUGAAUCCGAUUCAACAGCUGUUUCGAACUCCGUCAAAGAUCCAGAACUGGGAAAUCAGUCAGCUUCUUCCUCUCUAGUUCCCAUCACGAUCCUGAAACGUCAGAUCUCAAUCCCAGGGAUGAGACUGAUGCCCUUCAGGAAGACCUUCAGGAUAACUGGUACUGGAGAAUCUGAGAAGGAACAAGUUUUCAAUGAACAUAACCAGAAUUGGAAUGGAAAUGAGGACGAUGGUUGGGGGGAGAAUGUGAACGAGAGUGGAGAAGAACGAUGGGAAAGCAGCAGUAGAGCACACCAGUACCCGGUGAGGACCGAAGCUGAAGAUUGUGCGUUCUAUCUCAAGACUGGAACUUGCAAAUUUGGGUUUAACUGCAAGUUUAAUCACCCUCUUAGGAAGAAAAUCAAGGUUGUUAAGGAGAAGGGAAAAGAAAGAGAAGAAUCAGGAGAAAGAUCAGGGCAGACUGAAUGCAAGUAUUAUCUAAAGUCAGGAGGUUGUAAAUACGGAAAGGCUUGUAAAUUUAACCACACCAGAGGAAAAUGUUCUCCAACCACUAUUUUAGAACUUAACUUUCUCGGCCUGCCUAUUCGUCUGGGGGAGAAAGAGUGCCCCUAUUAUAUGCGUACUGGCUCUUGUAAGUUUGGAGCAAACUGCAAAUUCAAUCACCCUGAUCCUACUACUGUUGGAGGAAGUGAUCCUCCUUCAACAUUUGCUAAUGGUGGGGCUGUUUCUUUACAAGGUGUAUCUCAGCCAUCUAUACCCUCUUGGUCUUCUCCAAGAACAUUCAAUGAAACUGCCCCGUUUGUGCCAAUGAUGAUUCCUCCUGUUCAAGGGGUUUCUCCCCAAAGUUCUGAUUGGAAUGGAUAUCAGGCACCUGUCUACCUACCUGAGAGGACUAUGCACCCACCAUCUACAUACAUUGUGAACAGCCCAGCUAUUGAAACAAAUGUCUUUAUGCAUCAUCCGAAGCAGACGCAGGUUGAAGAGUUUCCAGAAAGGCCUGGUGAACCAGAGUGCAGUUACUACUUAAAAACUGGCCAUUGCAAAUUUAAAUCUAAUUGUAAAUUUCACCAUCCAAAGAACCGCAGUACAAGACCUCUAUGCACUCUAAGUGACAAGGGUCUGCCUUUGAGACCUGACCAGAGUGUCUGCUCGCACUAUAGUCGCUAUGGAAUAUGCAAAUAUGGGCCGUCUUGUAAGUUUGACCACCCAACAAACCUAUCGCCGUCAAACAUGGCUGGACUGGAUCAGGAAUCCUCCUGCACAGACUUUGCUAGUCUGGAAGUAGCUGAGAUGGCUGGAAGUAGAGGUGCAGGUGACUCCGCAGUUAAGCAACCUGUGUAAACAUUUUCCACGGCGGAUCCUCUAACUUUCAGGAUGCGUACUGCCCAGAAUUUGUAAUUUUUCUUAAGGACAUGAUAAAUUUGUUACUCUUUCCAUUUCUGCACAAUGCGGCACAAGCUUUGCAAAGAAUAGCGAGAUAUUAUAUAAAUAACUAUUUAUUAGAACUUAGAAGUUA